Suillus subaureus is the source of this 1104-nucleotide messenger RNA. RefSeq lists its product as uncharacterized. NCBI's taxonomy places the organism in Eukaryota, Fungi, Basidiomycota, Agaricomycetes, Boletales, Suillaceae. The transcript is spliced from 8 exons. The record is from RefSeq and is a predicted model, not a curated record. Bases 1 to 1104 code for a protein of 367 amino acids.
AUGUCUACUCCAGUUGACACCUCUUUGACCAGUCUCAAGGCAUCCACUGCCCAGAUCAUGGCCAUCAUCAGUGGUGCCUGGCAAACUCCCCCAGGUCCUAGCCACUUUGCUCUGACAUCACAGGCUCAUGUAGUCAAGGACUAUGGGGCUGGGCCCCCUGCCCAGCAUCAUGCUUUUUUGCUCCAAGGAGCUAAUCACAUCUGGUACACCAAGCUCCUCACCUGGGAGGUCUUAGGUGACCAUAUCUUUGAUCUCUCAGUUGCUACUCCUCCUUCCACAGUCCUUCCACCAACACCACCACUGAGUACUGAGACAAGGGGAAAGCCAUUUUCAGGUGGAGUGCUGGAGGUUGUCCUUCCCCAGCUCUCCAAUUCACCUCAAUCACCCUGGGUUCUGAUGAAAAAACCUUUUGGCGCUGCCACAGCUUAUAAGUCACAUUUAUGUGUCUGGGACUUGGGUCCUUCCCAGCCAACUCCUAAAACCAACCCAGAUGCAUGGUCACACCAAGACCAUACUGUUAUCAAGGCACCUGCACCUGCACCAGCUUCACUUCCUUCUUUGAGUUGGGCAGUCCCUGCUGCAGCACUGAACAUACCCAUGCCAGAUCUCCAUGCCAUGGCAAUUGUGAUUCAGGAUGGUGCAGCUCAAAUCACUAUUCUCGAGGCUCAUGUGGCAGAGCAGGAUGGUAAGAUUGAUACCCUGCAAUGCAUCCAUGAAGGCCUUAGGCGCGAAAUUAUCAACCAGUACCCCUCAUUCCCAAUUCCUGACCCUCCUGCUAAUGCAACAUCCUUGUUGCUUGAUCAAUCCAUCCCCACAUCCAUGUCACCCCCCAAAUCUGCACUCCCUCCUCUCAUUGAUCUCUCGGUGGCAGGGAUAGUGCCCACACCCCUGAAAUUCGAGAAUACCUCUGCUAUUGAGGGUCUCCUGUUUGAGUACAACCAAGUUGUUCAUCCAGAGGAUCCAGAUAUGUCUGGUGAAAUUAUGGACCCAGGUGAUCCAAGCAACCUUGUCCCAGGAUACAAUUCUUCUGAUAACAUGGAUGUUGAGGUAGAUGUUGAGGUGAAGGUUGAAGCAUCUUCUGAGGAGGUUGACAUGGCUACAUAA